UUAUUUCCGCCCUUCGAUUGCUGCGCAUGCGUCGUAGGCUCCCGGCACAUCCGCCCGGACAGACACGUUCCUCAAGAUGGCGGCGCCCGAGCCGGUAUCUUCAGAUGAGGAGGAAGUGGAACAUGAACCUAGAUUGCGAGACACCCCUGAAGACCUUUCGCUUGAAGCAGCUGCAAACACCAUUGCCUUUCACCCCUGCCGGGAUAUCAUAGCUGCUGGAGAUGUGGAUGGUGAUGUCUAUGUGUAUUCAUAUUCCUGUUUGGAAGGUGGGAACAAGGAGCUUUGGUCUUCAGGACAUCAUUUAAAAUCUUGUCGAGAAGUGUCCUUUUCUCAUGAUGGACACAAGCUCUUCACAGUGUCCAAGGAUAAAGCCAUUCAUAUCCUGAAUGUGGAGGAAGGCCGUCUCAUAACACGUUUCUCCAAAGCCCACAGCUCUGGUUUAAACAGCCUGCUGGUGAUAGAUGAACAUCUGUUUGCCACAGGAGAUGACAAUGGGGAAUUGAAAGUGUGGGAUCUGCGCAAGGGUACCUCCAUCAUGGAAAUGAAGGAGCAUGAAGAAUACAUUAGUGAUAUUGCUGUGGAUGGAAAUAAGAAAUUGCUGCUCACCACAAGUGGAGAUGGAACUCUGGGAGUCUUCAACAUCAAGAGAAGGCGCUUUGAGCUACUCUCUGAGCCUCAGAAUGGAGAUUUAACAGCCAUCUCACUUAUGAAGAGAGGAAAGAAAGUGGCCUGUGGCUCCAGUGAGGGAACCAUUUACCUCUUUAACUGGGAUGGUUUUGGGGCUACCAGUGACCGUUUUGCACUGAAGGCGGAGUCCAUUGACUGCAUGCUUCCCAUAACAGAGAGCAUUGUGUGUACAGGCUCCACUGACGGGGUCAUCAGGGCAGUAAAUAUCUUGCCCAACCGGGUGAUAGGCAGCGUUGGGCAGCAUGUAGGGGAGCCUAUUGAGCAGCUAGCCAAAUGUCAUACUAGCCCAUUCCUUGCCAGUUGCGGCCAUGACCAGAAGGUGAAAUUUUGGGACAUCUCUUCACUUAGCUCAGUAAUUGUGGAUGAUUACAGAAAGAAGAAGAAAAGUGGCCAGUUGAAAUCUUUGAGCCAUAAAGCCUUUGGCAGUGGGGAGGACUUCUUUGCAGAUUUGAGAGAGGAGCCUGCAAGCCUAGAGGAAAGGGACAACAUGAUGGAGAGUGACAGUGACUGAAAAUCUUACACCAAUUGUAUAUGUGAGGUCACUUAUCUGGAUGGGCCUUUGUAACUAUAGGUAGUGGGAAGCUACCAUGUUUUGCAGACAGUCAUGUAUGUCCUUGUAUUGUGGAGGAGUCAGCAUGAUAGUUGAUCCUGUCUUCUUGUGAAGAAAACUCCGGACAGCACCAAUGAAAUUGGUACUGAAGCAUCCAGCCAAAAAAAGUCAAUCUUCCUGAGACUGCAGCAGAGCUGUGGAAGAGGUGUUCUGUCUUGGGUCUCUGGUUCAUGAGGAAAGUACAACCAGGUUGUUACAGCAAUGAGAAGAUAUCAUAUUGCAACUUAAGAGUUUGGAAAGAAAAUGUAGAAUUUUUAUAUAACUGCAGAUGCCAACAUUCUGUUGGGAUUUUAUGCGGUGUAACUUUUGGAGAGAAAUUGUUUCAGGUGAAGAAACCAUUAUAGACAUUAGCCAGUAUCCUAUUGCCCAGCUCCACCUGCACAAAAAAGCAAUGACACUGGCAAUGACGGAUUUUAAAAAAGCAUCACUCCCACUCAGUUCCAACCAAUCCAGGCCUUUUUACAGAUUC
Pogona vitticeps (central bearded dragon) is the source of this 1766-nucleotide messenger RNA. It is a transcript of the gene WDR55, whose product is annotated as WD repeat domain 55. NCBI's taxonomy places the organism in Eukaryota, Metazoa, Chordata, Lepidosauria, Squamata, Agamidae. Gene Ontology annotation, molecular function: protein binding. The record is from RefSeq and is a predicted model, not a curated record.